CAGCGUGCAGAUUAUGGCAUUAGAAAAGCGCAGUGUCGCCGUAGCUUUGCGUUCUACGUAAAAAUGUUACUUUGCCAAAUCGCGAACCCAAACUGCUUGACAUUCACAACUAGAACCCACUGAUUUCAUUUCUGCGUUUGUAUGUUCACCGCGGAGUUUUUGGUGCACUCUGACUUCCGUACUGCUAUACUUAAUAUUGCCUCAUGGUCGUUCACAAUCACAGCUGAAAACACGACGUAAGGCGGCUUUUCUAUCUUAACUAUCAGCAAUGGCAUCAACAAAGCUGCCUGAGCAGAAGGUGAUUCUCUGUGGAGAAUACGGCGUUGGGAAAAGUUCACUGUUUCGUAGGUUCACUACUAACACUUUUGUGGCUAGCAACGAUCGAAGCUCGACGCUUGGUCUAGACCAUUUUGACAAAGUCUAUAAGGUUGCAGGACGCGACCUCAAGCUGCAGCUCUGGGACACAGGGGGCAUGGAGCGUGUGGCAUCCGUCACGUCCAGCUACUACAAGUUUGCCGAGGCAGCCGUGUUGGUGUUUAGCCUGGACAAUCCUGACUCUUUCAACAUCUUGUCACAGCAUCUGCUAGACAUCGUAAGCUAUGCUGAGAAUGCAAAGAUAUUUCUCUGUGGAAACAAAGUUGACUUAGUAGGCCGCAUUUAUGUCUCGGAAGCAGAUAUAGAAGCCUUCUGUGAGCAGUGCCACAACCUCAUCAGUGGGGUUUACCGCACAUCAUGUAAAACUGGUCAAGGCAUCGAGGAGAUGUUCACAGACAUUGCGCGGCAGCUGGUUAUGUCUUGCAGAGUGAAAGAUUUGGAUGACGUGGCCAAAGACUCUUUCAAGGUCACCCAGCCAGAAGAAACACAGGAAUCAUGUAGUUGCUAGGCGUGAAGGAUCAGCACAAUGGAGAUAAAGAAAUGUGAAAUGACAGCUGUGGCUUGAGAGUAAAUCGAAGUCCACCAACCCUAUCUGCUUUCUGCUACAUAGGACAAUUACCAAUGUUCAAGUUUUCUUGUUUAACUUAAUGAAAAUGGUGCAUUUUUUCAUGCCUGUUAGCGAUCGUGGCUGUUUUUGUGUAGCUCGCAAAUGUGCUAUUUGCUGUGAACUGUAGGAGCAUUUGUUUUUACAUAAGGCAAUUUUUGGCCCUUGCACAAGCCAUAUUUUAGCAUGCUCGAAUCACUUUCAUCAUACUGUGAAUUAUGACCAUUGCUCUUUUGACAAGCUAUUCAAUGCUGGUACAUUUUCGUGUGAGCUGUCUUGUUUGGUCAUGCAUGGCUGUCAAAGGCCGUUUGUGUCAUUGUGGGUCAGUUUGCCAGUUCUUUUUCUGCAACUUUACAAACUUUUAAGCUCGCAGAAAUAGAUUGUACAUUUAUUUAAGAGUUUUAUAGUUACCAAGGUUGUGCAAACACUUUCAAAGCGUAUUGCUAGUUUACAGAGCAGCCUAAUAGGACUUAACAUGCAUCUAGACUAUGUGGCAUGUUGCACAGACACUUGGCUCAAAGUUUGUUUGGAACCAUUUCAUUCUGGCUUUUUGCCAGAUCAAUUAGUAGUGCAAGAAAGCUUGUAGUAAAAAUGUUGUUCAGCCAUCUGCUGAUUGUGCGCAUGUUUUUUGUGCACCGAGGCAGAGGGAACAAAGUGCCAAACAUUGUGUAUGUGGACAUUGUAGAGAAGCUUAUGUUUUUUUAGGUAGUGUCUAGAACUGUUUCUUUUUUUUUUCAUUGUCAGUGAAAUGCUGUACUAAUUGACAAAAUGUUACAAAACCAAUCGUCGUAUGCCUUUAUUACAGUUGUGCUAUGUACAUAUCAUGCAAUUUCGUAUCAGACAUUCAACAGACGCAUCUUGCAAAACAGGGAGCCUUCGUGGCACCAAGCACUGUACAUUUUAUUGUUGGGUAUCAUUUUCAGGUUUUGCUAAUAAAGUGCUUAUAACAGUAAA
Dermacentor andersoni is the source of this 1933-nucleotide messenger RNA. RefSeq names its product RAS oncogene family member RabX6 (gene RabX6). Lineage: Eukaryota; Metazoa; Arthropoda; Arachnida; Ixodida; Ixodidae. Gene Ontology annotation, molecular function: GTPase activity; GTP binding. The record is from RefSeq and is a predicted model, not a curated record.